Molecule: messenger RNA, 12769 nt
Organism: Columba livia (rock pigeon)
Lineage: Eukaryota; Metazoa; Chordata; Aves; Columbiformes; Columbidae
Gene: EPSTI1
Product: epithelial stromal interaction 1
Exons: 12
Coding region: 110-1060 (316 amino acids)
Source: RefSeq, a predicted model, not a curated record
CCAGGGGUGGGUCUUAUAGUGAAUUGAAACUGAAACUCCAAGUUUUGCUGUUUUCCCUAGCCUUAGCUGCGAUACUCCUUGCUGAACAAGGCAAGGUACUCCUGAAACAAUGUCUGGGUUUGAAGGAUGGAGGGAAGGCAGCAGGUACAGGAAGGCUGCUGCCUCCAGUACCCCAUUUUCCUCUCGAGAUUACCUCUGCGAUGGCAACAGUACAAGAGAGGAAGCUGAAAACCCUCAGAAGCUGACAGCAUCUGAAGAAGAGAAAAGCGACCAAGAAUCAGCCUACCGACAACAGCAAGAGCAGUACGUCAACCCGUAUGUCUUGAUAACUCCAAAUGAAACCAGAAGAAACAAGUUGCAACAAAUUGCUAAGAAAGAGCUAGACGACCUGGAGAGGUGGAAAGAAGAGCACAGGCCAGGGCGAGUUAAGGUGGUUCCACAGAAACUGGGUGGAAUGGAAUCAGAGGCUCAAGCAAGGCAAAAACAGCAAAUGAUGCUCAUGCAAUCUAAAUAUCAGCAAAAGCACAAGAGAGAAGAAUACAUAAGAGCAAAAAAGGCAGCUGAAGAAGCUGAAAUCCUAAAAAUGAAAGCAAUUCAGAGAGAAAAGGCAGAGAGACUUGAAGUUAAAAAAAAGCAACAAGAAAUGCAAAGAAGAGAGAUGUUCUUUGAAGAUCAAUAUUACAAAACCAAUGAAUUAUUGAACAGAUUGGACUUGGGUUUGCCAAAGAGUGAUUCCUGUCAGAUUGCUGCUCGUGGCCCAGAAUCUACAGCAUGGACUAGGAGCCAUGCUUAUAAGCAAGCUCUUCGAGAGGAUGAAAACAGAAGAUUAGAGGAAAUGAAGCAAGAACAACGGAGGAAGACUGAAUUAAUGGAAUUUAAAAAAAAGCAGGAAGAGGAAGCCAGGACAAGAGCACAUCAAAACGAACAAAGGAGGGUAAAUAAUGCCUUCCUGGACCGACUCCAGAACAAAACACAACAUAAUUGCAACAGCCAACCUGGAUGUUCUGGGAGUCUGGACUACCUCAGUAACAGCGCCUGGGGGCCAAACUACUUAGAAUAAAGGAGGAGAAAGGGUAUUGGAGAAAUACUCACUUUUAUCUGGUCUUGGCCAAAUGACCUCGUAAAAGCUCUGAGAAAAUGCUCUUUUAUCAUGGUGAUUUUUUUUCCUUACCCUGACUUCAGCUUCACACCCACUUCAUGAGCAGUCUGCAGAGACUGGUUUCUAGCUGUCAUUAUUCACGCGUAUUUGAAGCAGCUGAUUAUGAAAGUCCUUUUUAAUUUUUUAUUAGUGAAUGUGUCAUUUUUUCAAUAAAUUGUUUUGCCUCUUGCAGAAUGUAAUUAUCUCAGUCUUUGGGAUCUCAGAAAAAGGAGAGAGUGGCUAUAGAAGCUGCAGUAAUAACUGUGUUUACUUUCUGCUGUGUACUAAGCCAAAAACAUCUCUGAGACUUGAACUUAAAAAGCAGGUAGCGGGUUUUCUUUUGGGAUGGGAAGGAGGGUGUUACUGGUUUGGGAUUUUUGGUUUGUUUUGGUGGGAAUUUUGUGGAAUUGUUUUAUUAUUGUAUUCGACAGCAGAUGCUCAAGAAGCAACAGAUGUGUGUAUUGUGGACAGGAUCUUUUAAAUAUAUUAGUGAAAAAUACAACACAAGAAAUAAAACUUGAAGUAAUAUUGAAAUUUAUUUGGUCUCCCCCACAUCUUUUGUGAUAUGAUAUACCAGUUUUUUGCUUUACUUGAUUUAAUUUGGUAAUUUCUGUUACAUGAGUGGAAAAAAAUACUGCAAGGUUAGCUUUAGUUUCUUCCUUUCUUUUUUUUUAAUCCUUCUAGUCUGAUGAAAUUUAAUUUCUAUCUCCCUGUUUCUGCAGAUGACGACAUUUUAAUGCUUUCCAAAAGUCAGAUGCAUGACCAAGAUAUUUCUAAUGGAAAAGAAUGGUCCACAGUGUGUUAGGUAAACCAUGCAGAAAAUAAAAAAGUAUCUGCAGCGUUUACAAGUACAUCUUAGGCGAAGGUAAAGGUUUCAUGAGGAGAUUUUUUUCAGUGUGCAGGCAUGUGACAAUAUUUUUCCAUCACCCUUGCAAUAUGGGAAUUUCCUAAUGGAUCACCUGAAGGUUUCUUCUGGCCCAUGGAUGUUAUGUUUGCUUUCUCCUCUGGCACUCUGCAGUUGCCCUUGGCUCUCUCUGAGUCAGAGAAUUACUCAAAUAUCUCAUACUACUAGCUAGCUGAUGUUAAUGGAAAAUGCUUGGUAAUGCUCUGUGUUUGAGCCUUUUUUCAAAGUAUCUGUCACUGGGAACAUUCCUUGGGAAGACACAAUGGCACUGUAUUGCAUAGGGUACUUGGCUGUGUUCUCAGACUGCUGCUUUGGAAAUUAAAUUCCCAUGUCCUUCCAAGAACUCCCUCACCCAGCCUCCUUCAGUAGAUAUCAGGGCUGGGGCUAAAUGUCUUCAGAGUGGGAUGUAUGUACAUGCAUGCACAUAUAUUUUAAAGGAGAUGUCUUUGCUUUAAUCAGAUCCUUGUAUUGUACUCUAAUCAAACUAAGACUUGUAGGUGAUCUUUCUGAAGCAGUGAACCUGCAGCCUCUCUGCACUUGACACACGAUACCUCUGCGCCCCACUGACAAACGCUGAGUGGGAGGAGAAGUCACUGUGGUCACUGACAAGUUAAAAUUUGAUGUGGUCAUAUUGCUGUGUUCCUAUAUCCAAAGAAAAAUGAGAACUUUUUGUUAAUAUGCUACUUUCACAUUCAGGAAUAGUGACAGCAAGUCACCUUGAGUAACCUCUUCCAUUAUGUUUGUCUACUUUCUUUUAGCUGUCUUCAAAGAUGAAACUUGAUCCCAAUCUUCAAAGUGCUUCCUCUUAUCCACAUUUCAAUCUCUUAUUUGAAAUGCUCUCUACAAACUAUUUCAGACAUUAACUAUUCCAGCCCUUUUUAAUGGUGAAGUAUCUGAAUUUUUCCUGUCCUAUCUUUCUGAACAUAACAAAAAAAAAAAAAAAAUCUAUAUGAACAGUGGCCCAGGAAAUGUCUUUGAGAGCCAUAGCCUGCAAUGGAGAUGAUAACAAGUUACAUGCAUCCACAAAUUGAUGUUAGCAGGAUGUCUGGAAAAUACUGUUCUUAUCAGUAAGCUUCCAGUAUCUCAGAAUUACCACUUCCCCACACACACAUCCUGCCAAAACUUUAACUGAAAGCAAAAGGACGUUAUGACAUCUCUUGAAAGUGGUUAUAAUGAAGUGAAUGGGCAAUAGACUGGGAAAAUGGCUUCAUGUCUGUUGAGAGUUAGGAACUGAUAGUUGGAGGUGUUUGCUAUCUACCUGUUAGAGUAAACCUUUGAUAAACGUUUUCAAAUCCAAAUAGGUUCUUCUAGUUAUAACUUCCACCAACAGAAUUAAUUAUCUAUUAUGAGGUGGCAUAAAACCAGAUUUUAUUACUAAAUAACAGUAAACAAAGAUAAAUUAUUUUGUUUUGAAAAUUGUUGUUGUCUCAAUAUAAUCUACACUGAUGAUCUCCUUCCUAUUUCAGAAACUAACCUUCCAACGGGGAGUGGUGUGGGGAUGGAAGUUACAAGAGGGAGCCUCUUUGCUUUUUCAUUGCUGAGAUAAAUUCAUUUUAGCAAACUGACUAAACUAUUAUGAUCAGCUACUCUGAAUUACGAUAUAACUUGACAGCAAGAUUCCUGUAUUUGGAUUUUAUGGUCUACCUAAAUUAGAAGCUACCUUCCUAUGAAGAAAUGCAAUGUUCAUUUAAGGACUUCCAGGACUGAUGCUCCAUUAUGUACCUAAAAGUUGUUCCAAUAGUUUAACUAUCCCUGCUUUUAAAAAUAUCCACCUGACUCCUAGUUCAAACUUGCCAAGUUUCAGGUAUCAUUUAUUCAAUAUUCUUAACCACUUCCCUGGUAAAUUAAAGAGUUUUGUGCUCAUGGGACUCUUUAUUUUAUUCAAUCUGCAUGUUUGGACAGCUUUAUUCACUUUGCAAUCCUUUCAGCAUUUAUUCUUAAAAAUAUCCCAGAUUUACAAAAGCCUUAGAUGCAAUAGGACUCUUCUUUUUGGUAUGUGCACCACUACUCAGAUCCUGUGGCAGAAUAUUCUUAGCUACUAGGAAGGGAGCUAAUCCAUGGCUUACAUUUUAUGGUACUCGUCCAUGUUCAGUUCAUGCCUCUGCUUCAAGAAAUCCAAAUCCCUGUCUCCCGUCUUGGACAAUAUCUUAACCAGCGGGCUUUUGGGUAGUUCUCAGCACUCAGGCUGUGAUGGCCCUUCUGCUUUAUGCAAAAGAAUAGAAACUCAUGUGAAGUGAGAAGGCACAUGGCUGUAUCUAGCCAAGUGCUGAAUGUUCCUGCUUGGCCCAUGCCUUGACCCUACUCCCCAUCGUAGUCUUCCCUAAGGGCUCCCUCACAUAGCACCCUCACUCCUUUACACACUUUCAAAUAUUUGUUUUCUCUAGUGCUGCUCUGGGAAUACGGGCUCUUUGUCAGAAAUCCCUUUUUCUUCCACCUUUCCCUAUUAGUCAUGCCCCCUUUCUUGUUAAAUCCCUCUACUACACCAGCUGCAUUGAAUCAGCUGCCUGUAAUCCAUGGAUUCUUUUUCAGCACUCUUCCUUAUCAACAGACUCUUUCUCUGCUGUAUCUCAUCAAUGAACAAAAGGACAAAAUACUAUUGCUAUGUGCUGCUUCACCUUUUUUAUUUCGCAAUCAUUUGUCUCUUCUGGGAGGCACAUGUGUUUUCCUGAGUCCUCUCUGCGUCCCUACUAAUCCCAUCCUUUCCCAUCUUGAUAUGGGGCAGCAUUAGGAAGAACAUUGCCCAUGGGUCAAGGGAGCUGAUCCUUCCCCUCUGCUCAGCACUGGGGAGACACAUCUGGAGUGCUGGGUCCAGUGUUCGGAUCCUCAGUACAAGAAAGACAUGGACAUGCUGGAGUGAAUUCAGCAAAGGGCCAAAAAGAUGAUGAAGGGACUGGAUCAUUUUUGACAUGAGGGCAGACUGACAGAGCUGGGACUGUUCAGCCAGGAGAAUAUAAAACUCAGAGGGAUCUUAUCCAUGUGGUAAAUAUUAGAAGAGAAAGAGUAAAGGGGAUGGAGCCAGGCUCUUCUUGGUGCCCAAUGACAGGACAAGAGGCAAUGGACACAAGUUAAAAUACAGAAAAUGCUGUCUAAACAAACAACCCCAUGUGUUGGUUGGUUGAUUGUUUUUGUUCGUUUGUUUGUUGUUGUUGGUUGGUUUUGGUUUUGUGUUGUUUUUACUGAGAGUGAUCAGGUUGCCCAGAGAGGCUGCUGAGUCCCCAUCCUUCAACAUAUUCAAACUGGACAGUUCUGAGCAACCUGCUGUAGGUGAUCCUGCUCGGAGCAAGGACUUUGUACUCGAUUAUCUCCAGAGGUGUCACUGAACCUCACCCACCCUGCAGUGAUCUCCUAAUCUGUCCAUAGCUAUUUUGAUCUUCUGCUAUCACUCUUCUUUCCUCAGCCUGCAUUUUCCACUUUCAGGGCACAAUUCAAGAAAGUGUUGUUUCAUCCUGCAGACAUAAACCAAAAUGUUUGUGUCCCAAUUAAUUUUAACUUCUUCCAGUCCUUUUUUUAGAUUUUAUACCUUGUUUACUGCUUUUUUUAAGUUAAUUUUUGAAUAAGUAGCUUAAAUCAUUAUCUCAAAUUAUUUCUUUUUGCCUAAAUCUUGCAGCUGAUCUUUUGCUUUCACCCUCCUUUCUUGUUAGCAACAGCCAGUCCUGGUCCUGCUGAGCUCUGCCCAUGGUGGAUCUCCUCCAGCUCUCUGCUUGCUCCCUUGGGCAGCUCUGGAUGGCUCUGCAGGACCUUGGGCACCAGCAUCAGUGCAUGAGGGGUCUGAAAUGCUCACUUCCCUCCCUCACCUGUGGAGGAGGAACAUGUAGGUGUCUCCUGAUAGCUGGAACAAAUGCCUUCUUUCAUUUGAGUCCCAGCAGUCAUGGGCAAGUGCUCGGCAGGUGCUGACACUGUUAGUAGAGGAGGAGCAUUUGCUGGGACCGGGUAGAAAUACAGGCUUGAAGAUGAGAGAGAAUUCACUUGACUUUCUUCAGUCUGUCAUUAAAGGCUUUCCAAAUUUCAAACCACUCUAGAGAUCUCAUCUGAACUCUCUUGAGUCUGCCUUCAUUGAAAAAGAGUGGGUUUUUUUUCUUGCCAACAUAAAUUCAUAUUUUAUUUCCCUGUUCCUAGCUGUUUGAUCUUUGCACCUAGUUCUUUAAUUACAAGAUGUCAAGCCCAGAUUUUCCUGCUGUCUGGACCUCUCUCUAGAAGCUAUCUUUUAUCUCUCAUUCUGUUAGUGGCAACCACGGCCUUUACCACUGAUUUCUUUAGCCUUCCCUCCCAGUCCAUGGACUCCCCUGAACUACAUUUGGGUAAGAAAACCCUACCAGAAAUGUUAUUUUUGAAAGAUCAAUCUGUUUAGUAUUUUAUUUUAAAAUCUCUCUAGUAAAUUUUCAAUUUGCUUACAUAGACUUUGGAGUAUGAAUAGUUCUUUUUUUUUUUUUUUUUAAUUAUAAAGUCUUAUGGCCUUAUAUAACUCUGCUAUUUUAACAAAUGAACAUAUUGUCAGACUAGUAAUCUCACCAAAAAUGCAGCUGAUUUAUCUUUAAAGUUUCAUCUUUCAUUAAACCAUGUUGUCUGGUAUUAAUUAUGCUGUUCACCCUUAAUUCUGUAUUGACCACAUCCAAUUUUGCCUUCCUGAGAUUUUGCCCUGGCUAAGCAUUAAAUUGAUAGACCUAUAGUUACAUUUUCAGCACAUCAUCCUUUUGAUAUAUUGAAAAAUUUGUUUCCUGUCUUCUCCGUUCAAUCUUUUGGACAGUCACUGUAUCUCAGAGGACUUACCCAGUAUCCUACUUUGAAAACAGCAGUUUGACAGUCUCAUCAGUCAAUACAUCUAUAGCCAAUGGCACAAGUUUUCUGCUUUGUUGAUAUUUGGUAACCCAUGGCUUUAGUAAAGGACUAAAAAAAUAUAUAUUUCCCUGUUCUAAGCUGGAAAUAGCCAUCUGUCUGUUUCCCCCAAAAUAAAUAAGAAUUUAUUUUAUUACCAGAAGUAAGGGUUUUGCGCUUUGCCUCCUCUUCGGCACAGUGUUUGUUAUUGAGUCAAUCUGUGGGGGUGGCAGACUUUCUAUGCUGGUGCUCCUUGUCUUACAUACUUUGGUCUCAGCCUGGAGUGGGGUUUUUCCCUGGAGGUAGGCACAUAGCAGCAGUAGUCUCCAAAAUGACCCUGGUCCCUUAGCAGGGGACAUACUCCAGUGCCAGCAAUUCCCAGACUCCUCUUGGGUUACAGCUGGUUCCAGAGGCUGUUUUCACAAGCCAUGGUACAUGACUAGUGACUGCUGGAGAAGCAGGGUAGCGCAUUUUUUGUAACCUUUAUUCUCACAGCAGAUAAACUUUUAGUAGCCGCCCUCCAUAUUUACUCCACCAAGCAAAAGGUUAAGUCUUGGAUUACAAAAGUGAAAACAAAGUUAUAAAAAGAGGAAAAUAAGAAAUGCAGUCUUAGUGUGCUCCUGAUACCAAAGCUGUAUCUAAUUGUCACUUCAAAGCUUUCAGUAAUACUGUGGCCCAGCAGCCAAGAGGAAGUCAGCCAGGUCCACUCUUCACUACCAUCCUCUCAGGUACAGCCAAAGGUUUUUCUGGUUUGUUCAAUUGCAUUUGUUCAACGCAAAGCCAAGAAAAGGCAUUUCUCACAUUUCCUCACUUUAAGGAAUCUACACUUUGCUCCUUAAUGUAGAGCACCCUGUGCUAUUUCAGUUUUGUUCUGCUUUUGUGGAGAGACUCUAUUGCUCUUGACUUUCUCUUAAAAAAAAAAAAAGAAGGUGCAAAAGGCCUAUUGGAAUGCUUGUAUCUUUAUUUGUAUUUGUUUUCUUGAUCUACACAACUGAAUUGCUUCCUCCCUCUUCAGGCUGUUGUAGCACAUCUUCAAGGUCAGCAAUUUCUACCACAGCAGAGCAGAGACUGGAGUCUUCAGUCCUAGAAACUGGACUCUGUUUUAUUCACAUACCUGAUCCAACCCCAUAUAAAUAAAGCAAAAAGACUUGCUGUCAUGAACUAAUCUAGACCUUUUACUGGAGGUUAAGGUAAGUGGAUUGCAACUGCAAAGCGGUAAUGUAUAGAUUCACCUAUUUUGUCCAGUAUCUUUCUGACCUGAAUAAAAUGGCAAAAAAAACGCCAAACCCCAAAUCCAAAAAACCCACAAAAACUCCAAACCCAGACCACAAAACCAAACCAAAAUGAAACAACAUUUUUUUUUUUAUAGAUAGAUAUAGAUAUAGAUAUCCAAUUUAUAGAAUUGGAUAGGCUGCUUUUUUUUUGUUUUGUUUUUUGGAUUAGCCUUUAUUUUACAUGACUUUUCAGAAGUUCUGCAGUACCUUGUCACAUUGGAUCAAUUCUAAUGAAUUCUCUGUUCUCUUGAACUUUUAUGUUUUCUAUAAGUGAGAUCAAAACUCAAAGUGCCGACUGCUUUACUCUUUAAAUCAAUGUGUCUCUUGGCUCUCCUUGGGAAAAAAAAAGACUGUAUGAAGCAGUGCUUCAUUCUGCUUUCUCUGUUUAAUCUGGGAAAUAGCAUUACUUGCUCUUUGUACCCUGGCAGUUUUCUCCAGCAGCAGGCAGUGGGAAAUACUAAAACUGAAACAGGUUAAACUGGUAGGAAAGAAACCCAACCAUAAAGAUAAAAUAAUUUAAUAAACUAAUUCAAUGUAAUUAUUGCCUUGCAAGCUGCAGCUCAUUUUGACUUCACGUCAAGCACUGGGGUCUCCUGCAGGUUAGCUCUCUGGUGUCACAAAACGGACAUGCGAAAUGAACAGCGUUUCCAGUUUGGGGGUGGUUAUGUGGGCUCAUGAUCAAGUACUGAAAAUGAAUGCUAUUGCAUUAACGUUUUGCAAAAUCUAUGAUUCAUAGAGGAUAUCUUUCUUACUGGUUCUGUUUUCAAUUUCACAUAGGUAACAGGAGUCUUUCUAGUGGUCUUUUAAUGUUGUGAGGCAGAAUAAACUGAAAAGGUAGGUGGAAUACAAAUAUGGAAGUGGUACAAAUAGAUCACAUAUCACGUUUGUAGUUUGCACGUGGAGAGGAGAAGGGAACGUUAAUUGGUCCUGCAGGAGCAGUUUAUUUUCUGCUCCAAGAAGCAUCUUUACUGAGGGAAGGAUUCAGUUUUGUGAACUGUCUGGAGAGCAGAUCUGUGGAGUAAUCUUAUAGGGGAUCAUUGACACCUAAGAUGAAUCAGCCUCUGAGGAUAUCUGUGUGUCUUUGCCGUCUGUGCAUAGAACAGAGAACACACAUGAUCACCAGAGACCCUCCCUAAUUUUUGAGUUACUUGAAUCCCAAGUGUAACAGCCUAAGCACCAAGAAAAAUUCUUUACUCACAGUAUAUUCCUAUAGUUGCAACUAUAGGGGUAAUCCUGGGGCCUUUUAAAAAAAUUGCUUUCACGAAUAAACAUAAGGUUUUCCACGAGGUUACAGUACUCCACACUUCAGUCUGUCAGUUAUCACAAAUCGGUCUUAAAGGCAAAUACAGGGAUCACAAUUUAAAGUGAAGGCCUCGGUACUCAUUGGUAUCUCUCAGCUGCAAUUUUAUGUUGAUAUUUGUGGCAGUCUAAGCUUAAGGGUUGCUGAAGUGUCAGCUGAGAUUAGAAGCCUAUUGUGUAAGCACACAGUGCUGUGCAUUCUGUUCACUGAGAGUCCCUGACCCCAAAAGGCCUUGUUUAAACAGGCAAGGCAGAGGGCAGGGGAAAAAGGAAUAUAAUAUAUGAACAGAGUGAUGGCUGGCAAACAAUAAAUACAUUUUUAAUUAUUUAAUUCUUCAGGAGUUCAUUAGAGAGUAUUAACUAAACAAAAGAAAUAAGGGAAGGUGAAGAGGAAUACGGGGUGGAAGAAGGGUGAGUUGUGUGGGGCAGAAAUGAGCAGAGGAGCCUGUAGCUGAAGUGAAACAGUUGUGAAGGAAGUAUGUGAGCAGGCAACCAGCUUAAAACCUUUUGUGGUCUCAGGAAGGUGGCAUCUUCCUUAGAACUGCCUUCCAUCAAGUCUAUGUGGCUCGAGGGGUAGAAAGAAAUUACUCUGGGGACAAAAUCCGUUGAGAGAAAUGGCUUAGGAUAUCACGGUUGUCCUAGAGCUGGAGGGGCAGCACUCAGUAGCUGUGGAGUGGGAUUACCAGGAGGGAGCUCUGACUAUGGCUGAUUGGCAUCUUUCUGUUUCUUCCCUUUCUGUGGCCUGCAGAGGGGCCUGUUUAUGGGCCUUCAUUCACAUUCCAGCUAGGAGGCACCUAGGCAGGGUCAGGCCUUGAGAAGAUGAUGCGUUAUGACUUUUUUGUUGCUAAAAACACUUUUCAUUUCUGAGGCACCUUGCUUCACUCAGCUGCUGUUUGUCAAGCAUCUGUUUGAAGGGGAUGACAUCGCACAUAAAUACCCAGUACCAGUACUGAGGUUUAUGUCACUUGAUACACUAUUUCAUCCUAGAGGCAGUAUAGGCCACAUAGGCCUCUAAGAUUCCUUGAAUCUGAAAGCAUUUUAACUAAAUAUGUAUGGUCAGAUCAUAAAGAGGGGUAAAUCAGCAUAGCUGCGGUGAAAUUGGGUCCUUUAAACAACACAUGAAUUACAGAUCUCGGUGCGAGCAAUCCUGAGCAGCUGAGUCUCGUGCAUUGUGAAGGAGCCUGCACAGCUGGCUCCGGGCAGGCUGGGGGGAUUUGCAGGCACCCCCUAUAGCAGAUUGGGCUGGCAACAGACUUAAUCCUGGGAAUCCUUUCAGCAAGCUGCAGCCUAUUGCUACCACACCUCUCUGUGCUUCCUAAACACACCAGCUGUGCAUCUGCUGCUGGUGCCAAUGCAGUGCGGCCAUGCACAUCCGUAAAGGAGAUGUUGGAGAUGCCUGGCAGGGUCAGCGAUAUGCCAAGUCACUGCCUGAUCUGAGUUACGGCUAAAGCUCACAGAUGAAGGCAGAGCCCGCUCACUCUGUUUAAUUGCGAAAGGACAUUAACUGCAGAGCUGCAAGGCCAAAUAUUUGGCUGUUAUGUUCAACCCUUCCACAUGUCAGGGAAAAAGGCCAGUAGGACUGCGUGCUAAUGGCUCCCAGUAGCAAUCAGUGAGUCUUUUCCUCGGACACUCACUUCCUAAUGGAUCAAUGAACUCUUUUCCUACUCUAAUAAAGUAUGGUUAGCCUGUCAAAGGUGGUCUUCUGUGCCAAAGCCUAGUCAAAUAGGUUCUACGAAGAUUUUGUUAAACAAUUUCCCCAAGCUCCCAGCAAAUGGUUGAUCAUUCGUUCACCAAAGGUUACAUUCUUCAAGUGCCAGUAAAAGUCUACCAUAAGCUUUUAUAAUGAACUUCGGUAUUGAGUAACCCUCAGUCCCACUUUCUCUGUUACCUGGCCUUGCACAUGUAUGGAUCAGACCCAGCCUGCUCUGGGGUGCCCAUGUCUGUUGCUAGGAAUAGAUCAUGCUGGAAUUUAUUAAUCUGCUUUGCUGAGCUCUGCCACCCUGGUCAGCACUGCAGCAUUAGUUGUGUUCACUUAGUUCUUCCACCUCUUAUUGACUGAUGAUUACAUCUGAGCAGCGGGGACUGGUGAGUCAUCAAAGGGUAUAAAUUCCAGGCUCUGUUUAAAUGUUAAAAAGGUGGUAAAUGCAUGAAAUAUGAACUGCUAAAAUCUCCUGCAGUUGGGAAAGCAGUAUGUUAUAAACAGAAUUUAUUUUCAAUAUAUUAAAAAUUUCUUGAGUAUUCCUCUGCUAUGAGGCACUGUGUUCUUAUUGUGCUGUAAUUAAAAUGAAUGCUUCAAAAAUGCCAUCCCCCAGGCUGACAAUAAUGACAGUGGAAACAGAUGAGGAAAAUAAAAGUUAAUGAAACUGGACCAGAGUUAAGAGAUGUCACAAAACUGACUUUAUUCCAUAUGUGCACAAGUUCCAUUUAGAAAUAUAUAAUAGUAAGCAUAUAAUUAUUAUUACAGUCAUAAAUUAAUCUUUACUGGCAGUGAAUGGUUCAUGAUUGGUUACUCAGAGUUUAGCACCAAGCAUACAGCUUGCCAAAACAUUUCAGCUCAGGAACAACAAUCUUCAAAAGAUGACAGUGACAAAUAAUCCCACACUUUUAGUCCAAAAGGUCUUUGGAUGCAGCUCUGUGAUCUUUUGAGGGGCACCUCAAGACAGCUUUCCUGUGGAAGCACAGGCCUGGGUGCCCCGCAGGGCUCCUCUCAUAGCGCAGGGGAGGCUGCACAUUCAAAUGUGCCCAUGGCAUUGGCAUCAAUUCUGUUGCCAGCCCGCUCUGCCAUCGGGGUGGCUGGAAGGCAUCUGAAUGUCUGGGAGCUGAGGAAGGCAGGGAGCACUGUGUGUGCCUGCCUGCUUUUUAAAAACAAACAAAAAAAAAAGGAGAGGGAGAAAAAACACAACAAAAAAGUGUGUUGAUUCACUCUUUGGCCAGGGAUUAACUUUCAGUAUUAAUUCUUAGUUUGAUCACCAGCACAAAGACCUAGCUGCCUUUGUUGUGGGGCUCUGAAAACAUGCACAAAUGCAGCAGAGUAAUGAAUGUUUAACCCAACCUGGCACAAAGAGCGAUUCUGUCUUAAAACUGUGAAAGACAGGCACUGGAUGUAUGACCAGGAAAACCUGUCUCAAAACAUCUUUGUCUUGGAGUAAAAGAACCAGCAGGGACCAAUACCAGAAGAGAUACAAAAAAUCAUGAAAAAACCCCAAACAAAACAAAAAAAAAACCCCAAACAUGAAACCACAUUUGACUAGUUAUAAGAUCAAGGUGUAAAACCACCUGAAAUAAUGAAAGUAGCAGAUUCUUAUGUUCUGUGAUCUCAAUAAAAUGCGUAUAAGAAACAAA